This is a messenger RNA of Procambarus clarkii (red swamp crayfish), 2035 nucleotides long. RefSeq names its product beta-1,4-glucuronyltransferase 1. The record is from RefSeq and is a predicted model, not a curated record. Lineage: Eukaryota; Metazoa; Arthropoda; Malacostraca; Decapoda; Cambaridae.
UGUUAGCAGACGUGCAACUUGGGUCAAGAGCAUUAUGCAAGUGGGGUAUUAAGUAGCACCAUAUUCAGAGAUCAACCGAGGCUUCGUGUGGGGGCUAAUCCCUUUAUGAAGUCGACGGAAGAGGCUGUGAGUGGUGGUGAGGGCGGUGGUAGCCGGUGGUGGGCAUGUGGGAGAGUCCCCGGAAUGGUGUGGACGAGAGCCUGGCGCCGCUGGCAGCGAUGGGCGUGUAUAGGAGCAGCCAUGGUUGUGGGCGCUUGGUUGCUCCUAGCUGCACCUUGUGCCCUCCUAGCAUGCCCUCCACAAGAUUCCGAAGAGGUUCCUUCUGCUACCACUGACAAGUCCAGUGAACACGACGAUGCUGCUCGCCUCUUGUGCACAGCCUUCUCCUUCGUACCUACAAGCCAGCAGCAUGAGCUUCGGACCUCCCCUCAGCUGGGCGAGAAGAGUCCGUACAGCGUGGCGUAUGACUGGGUGGCCGCUGCUCGAUCCUUCACGGCUAACGAGUCGGUGACAUACACAACGCACACGACGCCCGAGAUGAUAAGUCACGUAGGAGCGUUAGCUGCCCGCUGGACGGGGCCGCUUUCUGUGGCAUUAUUUGUUCCAUAUUCAGAUUUCUGCUUAGCUGCGGCCCGAGUGGCCUUCUUACGUGUCUGUGGUCCCCCGGACGUGAAAGAACGGGUUUCGUGGCACCUUUUCUGGCCACGGGAUACACCUCCCGCAGCUGACUGGCACCUUGUAGUGGAUGAGAACACCAUUGACUGUGACACGGACAAAACGUCAUCAGUGCGUGGGUUUCGUACAACAGAAGGUCUCCCAUACCCAGUGAAUGUGGCUCGUAAUGUGGCCCGAUCAGCAGCCCCUACGUGGUAUGUGCUGCCAUCUGACGUGGAACUGUAUCCAUCACAAGGACUAGUUGAACAAUUCUUGGGACUAAUCCAAAGAAUAAAUUCCGGGAAAGAGAGAAGAGUGGCGGAGGCAUCGCCCCGAGUGUUUGUGGUGCCUGUGUUCGAGGUGGCAGCGGUGGUUCCCUUCAGUAAAGAAGAACUGGUGCAACAAUAUCAGCAGAAUGAUGCCGUGUACUUCCACCGUCAUGUGUGCGCUCACUGCCAACGGUUUCCUGCGCUCUCAGACUGGAUACGUCAGCCAGGAACACCUGGCAUUCUUAAGGCCUUCUCGGUGGUGAAGAGACAGUUCCCCUACCACCGCUGGGAACCUAUUUACAUCUGUACUAAGGCUGAGCCCCUUUAUGAUGAGCGCCUUACCUGGGAGGGUCUCCAGGACAAGAUGACUCAGAUGCACGAGCUGUGUCUCCGGGAGUACAGCAUGGUCAUCUUGGACACGGCCUUCCUCGUCCACGCCCCUGGUAUCAAGAGGAGGAAUAAGAACAAAGCGAAGGACGACGUCUGGAGAGAUCCUUUCGUUGCCAAGAAUGCUAAAAUCUACGACGAAAUCAUGGAAGAAAUGCAGAAAAAAUUUGGCCCAAGUGAAAAAUGCCGUCGACAUUGACCUGUGAGGGGAAAAGUGGAUGUGUAAUAUAAUCAGUGCAUUGUUCUCUGGAAGACAAUGUAACGUUAUGACAAUGGAACAUUUCCUUUUCCAUGUGAAUAUAAUGAAUGAAAUUUCCAUGUGACUAUAAUGAAUGAAGUAUUCGAUGCUAACUGAAAAAUCACUAUUUUUUCACUGUGUGUGUUGAACCUGAUGCGGGUAAAAGAGGUGCUCAUCUUUACGUGUUCCGGACCUAUAUAUACCUUCUCCUGGCUGCUCCAGCCUCUGCUAGCAAGGAAUUUGCGUUGUUACAACAUGAUGGUGUAUCAAGUUAAUGAUUUGUUCUUGUCUUUCGGGGAAGGGCGUGGGAUUGAUUGCUUUGUUUUUCCUCCUCAGAGAGUGGCUUCUCAAACAGAUACUCGUCGAACAUUUUCUAUCCGAAUAGUUACUCCCUAAACAGUUCCUUCGCUAAAUACUUGAUCUGCAAAAACAUUUGUAAGUGUAACGUGCAAAGGUUUAAGUAAUUUAUUAAACUCUUAGUACUUAA